CAAAAGAGUUGUGGCUGUAAGUGUAAACGUUGAUCGCGUGUAUCUCGUAGAAUAACGGGAUCUAGUAUUUUAGGAUUUGUACUUUUAACAACGUUAUGUCCCACCAGGAUUCAUAAGCUAAUAAGUUUUAAAACACUCAUAAAACUAUCUGUGUUUAUUUUCUCGAUAUUUGUGGAUUAGUUUCGCGAACACCCAGCGAUUUUUUUUGUUCAAGGCUUGCGGCGACUUUCUUCAGUUCAACUGUUGAUUCUCAAAGCCUGUGUGUGGAGUGCUGGAGUAGAAAUUUGAAACCCACUCGGCCAUGUUUGACCUGUGAACUGAGUGAGUGAAUAAGGGUCACAGUACAGGAGUUCCCCCUAUUCAAGAAGGCAUUGUGACAAGUGAAGCUAUGGUGACAAAAUUUUGUAAUUUAUAAGAGAAAGAAAUCUGACAAUAUCACCAUGAUAUCUGCAUCUGUCAGAAGUGUCAUCAUAUUCCUGAUAGUGGUAGCCAUCUUUGUGUCCAUAGCAACGGCAGCUAAGAAAGGCAGAAAGAAAAAGCAUGAGGCACCUAAAUGGAGAACGAACAGCAUGCCUAAUUUACAGGAAAUAGAUAUUUCAACUGUUGCUGGUGAUCCUAUACAGUUAGAUUGUUCAGCUAAAGGAAAACCUCGUCCUAAAAUACAAUGGAUUAUUAAUGGAGAAGAGAUUGAUCCAGACACACACGUUGAAUUUAAGUUAAAGAAGCAUAUGUUAAUUAUAGCUGAAGUGAAAUCAUCUGAUAAAGGAAACUAUACUUGUAUUGUACAUAAUAAACAAGACCGAUUAGUCUGGAGUUUUAAUGUUUCUGUUAUUAAAAAGAUCUGGCCCCUAGAAGUUGAAGGUCCUACCAAUAUUACAACUAAUAUUGGUGAUACAGUGACCUUUACUUGUAAGGUGAAGAAUGAUCCUAACGCUACAAUAAGAUGGUUGAAACGACAGGAACCCACGUCACAAAAACAUGAAAAAUUCGCAAAAACCGAGUUUAUUGAGAGUGGUCCAAAUCCAGAAUAUUUAAUUAUAUCUGAUAUUGGUAUUGAAGAUAAUGGAGAAUAUCGAUGUUUAGCUGGGAAUAAAUGGGGGGUAACCUACGAGACAGCUUAUCUUAAAGUAAUGGAGCCUACUACCACAGAGGAGAUGACGACAACCCCUAUGACGAUGCCAACAACGACGAUGCCAACGACAGAAGAUAUGGUAACGUUUUUCCCACCAAACAGACGACAGAAUGGAAAAGACCGCAAAAAUAAAAAUAAAAAACGUAAUAAAAAUAAAAAUCGUAAGAAGCACACGAAAGCUCCACCUGUGAUUUAUGAAGAACCAACGACGAUGUAUCCCCCUUUUACUCGGGAAUGGGAACCUAACCUCGAGAUGAAUCCGACUAGGAAUUACGAUGUUAUCCGACCAAGUGUUCACAGCACCAAUCAGAUUCCUGAUGUUGAAGCCGAAUAUAAUCCUUAUCCAGUAGAAAACGAGAACCAAAAGAUUGGUGGUCAGAUGGAAGGUGAAGACACGAUAAGUUUGUGGACUAUUUAUACGAUAGUAGGCUCUAUAGCAGGAGUUAUAUUGUUGUUAGGUUUGGUUGCUAUUACUGUGGCGUUGUGCUGUCGUCGUGAUAGUAACGGUGUAUAUAAAUCAACGCCUGUGUAACCAUGACAACUAUUAAUGUAUCUAUAUUUAGAUAAAGCAUGAUGCAUGACUAGAGGUUAAUAAUGUGAAAACAAGGAUUUACAAUGUUUCACGUUUUCAACACAAGUUGAAAUGAUGGAAGGCAAGGAUUUUAAUAUAUUUUGUGUAAAUAUUUAGGAAGUUUUGAAUGAAUAAUAUAUUUUGUAAUUAAUAAGAGAACAUGAGGAUAAUAAUAAUAUUACAAUAUUUCACAGCUUAUUGUGUUCAUUUGUGAUUUUCUCAGUAAUACGUGUGAGGAUAAGAGAAGAUAUGUGCUGGACUAUUUCAUCAAUAAACCUGGACUAACAUAUAAUAACAACAGGAGAAAUAGUCUGACUUGGUCGACUAGUAUAGGAUUACUUGGUCGACUAGUAUAAGAUUAUUUUGUAGACUAGUAUAGGAUGUUAGUGGGUGUAUCUUAUGUGAAAUGAGAAUUAAGAAUAAAGGAAAGUAUGAUAUGGUUGACGUUCACACUACAGGCGGGUAUGAGAGGAAAUACAAUCUGUUUGCAAAAAGAUUUGAAGAGAAAACUGAAAAAUUUAGCAGAUUUAAUGUACCUGUGUUUUAUACUUGUUACAUAUUUUAUAUCUAGCUAUCAUGAUUUUGUUUAAGCAUGGGGUAUCUCUCCCGGAAGAAUUCAAGGGAGAUAACUCUAGUUUUAUUUACUAUAGGUAUCUAGUAGAUGUUAACUGCACAAUAUGUAUGGAAUUCAUCUUAUUAUGGCUGUAAAAUACCACUUGCAUGUUCUGUGGAAAUGUGAUAUAUAAUAAUUAAUAGAACGAAACGUUAAAUAAAACAAGGUACAAUAAAGUGAAACGGGCUAUAACUCUAGAAAUUAUAAAUGAAAAUUGCUGGAAUUCAAUAGGCUUAUUUGUUGUACUAAAUUAAAUAAUGCAAGUAAAUUUAAUACAGAUCGGCAGAUAACUUUUGUCGUUAGAAGUUAGUAUUUUUACUGACAAAACGUUGGAUAAAACAAUGUUGUUUUUUUUUAUAUUGUAUUCUAUUAAUUAUUGUAUAUCAACUUAUCUGAAUAUCAAUUGUAUCAUUUUGACUAAGUCAAAAUUGAUCCCAUCAAAAUGUCUGUAAUUGGUUUGCGUUACCUGUUUCUGUUGAAAAUGUGGUCGUAUAUAGCCAUCGCCUCCAUCCGUCUGUCAGUCCGUCGUCCACAAUUUCUUGUGAACACUCUACAGACAACAUUUAGUGUUGUUUACAUUAGUGAGAUGGUUUAUUUUCAACAAUUUCCGUUAAUUACUCUUAGGGUUAUGGUUCUUGUUUCACUUUGUAGAACUUUUUGAACACUCUAACGGCAUAUUAAAUUUACAUGCAGUAUUGAAUUUAGUAAAACGAAUACAACUAUUGAAUUCCAGCAAUUUCCAUUAAUAACUUCUACAGUUAUGGCCCGUGUUUCAGUUUGUUGAACCUUGUGAAUGCUCUAUCGACAAAAGUUAUCAUUUGAUCUGUAUAGAAUUAACAUCAGUGUCUUGUAAAUGCUCACAAUACAUUCAAAAGAAUACAUGUGACAACCCUUGUCGACUACUAGGACAUGUGUAUCAUUGCCUGGCAACCUAUCUUUUAUUGAUAGUAAAUCCUUAAUGUUUAUUCUUGAAUUUCUGGAAAUACAGGUAGGAUAGUACAGGUAACCACCAUUUUAGAAAUAUAAAUUUAAUGAUGAUAUAUUUAGAACAUUGUACCCAGGUGUGAAAUUUUACCUGAGGUAGAACACCAUGACAUGUGUACAUGUAAAACAACCUUACUAUCCUAUAUAUAAUACAGAUAUACCAAUAGGAAUAUAAUUAAAUACAUUGUAUUCUAAAAUUACACAAAUAUUCACUUAAAUCUUCAAUAGCAACAUAUUUAAAUACAGAAAUAAUGACUUAAAUAGUAAUUUAUUAGUUGUGGCAAAGUUUUAAAAAAAAACCCCUAUUAUAUCAUUUUUUUCAUUCAGUAACAAUAAGUGAAAUAUUUUUAUCAUUUUUGUUUUAAAUAAUGUUUAAACUAUGAUUCUGUAGUAGAGUUACUGUAAACAAAAUUUUUUUAAUUUUAAGGACAUUUUAAAGUAUUUAUAAUGUGACAUAAAAUAACGUGAAAAAAAUGUAACAAUUUCCUUUCCUGGUCAAGUCCUAGUGCUUAAAAAAAAAUCAGAAAAAAUUGAAACAAUAACCACAAAUAUGUAAGGAUUUUUUUUUAAAGCUUUUUUAAAAAAAUUGAUAUACUUUUAAGUUUGUCCAUCCAGUCAGAGUUUGUCUAUAGUCAUGUACAUCCAGUCAGAGUUUGUCUAUAGUCAUGUACAUCCAGUCAGAGUUUGUCUAUAGUCAUGUACAUCCAGUCAAAUUAAGAAUUGUUAUAGUAAUAUACAAGAUUUAUAAGAGUUUUUAUCUUAUGAUAUAUAGAAAGAUAAGUACCAUUUACUUUACCACAUUCAACAUUUAAAACAGUAAAACUUUAUUAUUUCUUCAAACAGAUACGAGUAAAGUUAUUUAAGAUGUGAGUACAUUAAUUUAGAUGUGGUGUGGUAUUUUACAUGCCUGUAUAUCAUCCUAUAAUUAACUAGGAUAUGGUGUGGUAUUUUACAUUUGACCAGACCAAACAGGUAAAAUUUGUAUCUUGAAAAGCCAUUGACUUGAGUAAAGCCUUUCCUGAAACGAUGUUUUCUUUCAAAUUUCAAAACUUAAAAAUUUGAACCUAAAAGCUUUUAAAUUAGUUGUUUUUCCUGAAGAAGUAGGGAGCACAAUUUUAAUACAAAAAAAUUAAAUUUAGUUGGCCCACAUUUUGUAGAUAAGAUAAAACAGUCCAACACAAUCAAUUAAUACUUGAUUUGCUCAUAGAAAUAAUAUUAAAAUAUGGGGAGUAGUACCGGUAGGUUUCUUAAGAUUUAUAAACCGUCCUCAAGAAGUUUUGUUAAUUAAAAUUUUGUUUAAGAAAUUAAAACAUAAUUGUUUUAAAAGCAUUUAGAUUUUUUUAAUUUUAUAUUAUAAACUUACAUUUUCAUGCAAGAAAUGGGAAGAUUGUUUUAAUUAAGAUAAUAUUAUUUUGUAAUUUGAUUUGCAUUGUUUUUUAAUCAUAUAUUCUUGUAUCGUUCAUUUUCAUAGUAAUUUUACUAUUUUAUUAUAUUGUAGUUUGUAUUGUUUGCUAAUUGUUGUUUUAUGUAUUUUUUUGUGUAUUCUAAGUCGUCAUGUUUUCAUUAUACCCACAUAUAUAUGUAAUUUUUGUAUGAAUAAUGUGCCAGUUGAGGCAUACAGUUGUUGGUUUUAUGAUGUAAAUGAAAUGAAUUGUACAUCAGUGCAAUACUUUAGUGUCAUUAUGAGACUAACAUAUGAUUAAAUUUCCGUGGUCACAUGCACAAUGGUAGGGAGGAGAGUUUGGCCUGGGCAGCAGCUUUUUCACCUGGUUUAAAGUCAUACAUAUCUAAAGGAACAUGAAUAUCAUUAGUUAAUAGUUCAUUGAAAUCUUGUAUUUAUACUAAAACUAAUCUCAUCCAAUAAAAACAGCAUUUCUAUUAUUUAUGCCAGUGUAUAUUAAUAUUUAGCCAUAGUUGUUUUAUUAAUAAAUCAAUUUCUUCCUACCUCUAAACAAACAGAUCUGAUAAAUAUUUACAUAUUAAAUGUACAGUUUAUUUAAACUACAGUAUGUUACAGUGGGUGUGACAAUGACCACUUUAAUACUCAGCUAUUAGAUGUCUUCACAUACACGAAGACCAUGAGUAAACUUGUACCCCAUGUUUUGUGAUUGUUGAAUAACCUAAAUUAGUGGAAAAGCCAUGGGAAUCACAAUAUCUCCAUUCUUGACAAGUUACACAACAAAACAAUAAGGGCAUAUAUCUGUAACAUUAUACAAUCCUUUCACUCCUCGAAAACACUUAACCUGUGUCACUACUAAUAAUAGAAAUCCAACACCAUAGUCAUAAUUUUCACAUUUUACCCAAUAAAAAUUUAAGUAAAAUGAAGAUUGUACGUUUAAUUGUGAAUAAUUAUAUAUGUAUAUAUAUUCUCAUGGUACUUGUUAGUGUAAUAUAUAGUGUGCCAUAUUAGAAAGUUUCUAGUCUUUAUUUUUAAAAUAAACUGUUUGUAUCAUACCAUAUCACUACUACCCUUCAUUAAACAUGCCCCAUUAUGGUGCACUGAUUGCUUCCGUCUGUCAACACGCCAACAUGCCCCAUUAUGGUGCACUGAUUGCUUCGUCUGUCAACACGCCAACACGCCGGGAUUGUGGUAGGAAUAACUUAUUAGAAACUAUAAAACAUUGCAAAAUUAUAGGGAAAACAAGUUACUUAGAAUAUAUCCUACAUGUUAUUGUAUUCAGUUACUACAUGCCGCUUAAUUUAAACUAGCAACUUUUAACGUAAUACGUCUAUUUCCAGGUUAUCGAUGCUAGGUAGUAAUGUACCACGUGGUAUAUAUCUUUAUUUUACAAUUCCUGUCAUUUUGUACAAUUAUUUGAAAACCAAAUCUGUGUAUUUAUAAUCUAUCUAGUAGUUUUAAAGGUGAACAAGCACGUGGUCAAUCACCACAGUUAUGUGUAAUAAGUAAUAAAUUUUUCUUUUUAACAA
Messenger RNA from Patella vulgata (common limpet), 6228 nucleotides. Its product is annotated as fibroblast growth factor receptor 1. The transcript has 7 exons. The record is from RefSeq and is a predicted model, not a curated record. Gene Ontology annotation, biological process: cell-cell adhesion. Lineage: Eukaryota; Metazoa; Mollusca; Gastropoda; Patellidae. The coding region runs from base 441 to 1664 and encodes 407 amino acids.